Messenger RNA from Candidozyma auris, 3783 nucleotides. RefSeq lists its product as uncharacterized. Lineage: Eukaryota; Fungi; Ascomycota; Pichiomycetes; Serinales; Metschnikowiaceae. The transcript has a single exon. The record is from RefSeq and is a predicted model, not a curated record. Bases 1 to 3783 code for a protein of 1260 amino acids. Gene Ontology annotation, molecular function: protein binding.
AUGAAACUCGUGUACCCCUGGUUGAUCAGAGGCACGGGCUGGGUGCUCAAAAACCCAAAGCUGUUUAUAUUGGUGCCCAUCUUGUGCAUAUACAUCUUAGCCUACGGAGUUGUUCAUGAUCUCACGAUACGGCCAUUGAACAAGGCGCUAGCCUUGAGAAGCGACAGCGGGCCACUGCUUGAUUUUGCAUCGACCGAGACGAUUCGUCUGGCUCUUUCUUAUGGCAAUUGGCUGCUUACGAAGAUUCUGCUCAGUCUGGAAAAUGUGGUGAAAUUUGAUAGCCUCAAAGGGGUCCAUGCUCUCGAGGAAGCUCUAGUGUCACAGAACACACAAAAUCAAACAUCCUUUGUCGUGUCUCCGUUGGCCACAUGGCCCAAUAAACUGCUGCUGGCCCGGCAGUUUGAAGAAUCGGCGCUUCGAGCGCUCAACCAUAAGCAUAAACCAGAGUUGAUCAACUUGUUCUUCGAUGGCCUUCUGAAAAAGAACCACUUGAUUACUGCCGCUACAACUGUGAAUCUCUAUGUUGUUCACAAUGCGCUGCUACCGCCUUUGGAGGUGCUGCUGCCACUAAAGGUCCUGUUUUUCGAGACAUCACUCGCUACCAACGCCGCUACCGAGUUUCUCAAGUACUUUUCCUUUUUGAUAGAAGAUCUGCUACCAAUAAAGCUCUUCAAUCGCACAGUGGUGCUUGUGCAAAUGGCCCUAUGCAUCGCAUUUGUCUUCAGAGUAUACUUCUGCAUCUGCAACCAGCACAAAAUCCGCUCGAACAUCGGACUUGUUUGUGGCUGGCUCGUGGAGGUGACACUUGCUAGUGCUGCGGCCGUCCGGAUAUUGUCUUCUUACGGUGGCUUUCAAGAAUGGAUGUCAAUGUUUGGACCCGUGAGCUCGUACGGCGCAGGCACAUACGUUCUAGCGGUGAUGCUCUUCAGUUCUCGUACAUUGUUCCGUACUAUCAACGACUUUGCCGGUGACAACUCCAUGGAGGGGCACGAAACGCUCCACAAGCGCCUCAUUCGCUUUUACCUCGGCAUCAACAAUAGUGCUCGAAAUUCUUCCGACCUGAUCUAUAAGUUUACCCGCUUCGUACGCAAAUGGUGCUUUGUGGACAAGUUUCUGUCGAGCAUAGCACCCAUCCCGAACUCAUUUGUGGUUCUAUGUCUUAAUUUAUCGGGCCUUUCCCUAAUUUUCGGAUUUAUUUUUGCACUUUUGCAUAUCUUUUUCACUGGCAUUGCAUGGCAUGUUUUAGUCGAUAAGUACCGCUUGAUUCUUGAAGCUAUUGUGCUUGCAUUGGCUAUCGACCAUUUUCUUCAGCAGACAUUUUUAGUCGGCAUAAUAUUAAUUGAUCUUAACCGUGUUGAGCUCACGGACUUGCUCAGCAAGAACCCUAAUCUUAACGACCCAGAAUGGAACGAGUCUAAUGACACCAUGGGGGAAAUUGACCCCAUAUCCUCUUUCAUAUUGGGACUCACAGGUCCGUUGGCCCGUCCAAAGCCAUCUUCGCUCAGACAUAUUGUGGGCACACACAUUUUAAAGCUUUCGCCCGUGUCUUCUUCACGCUUCUGGCUUGGUGACGUAUUGAGCUUCUUUUUUUGGAAUUUUUUCUGCCAGGUUUUCAUAACACUUUUCGUGCUACCAUUUAAUUUACUCACAGAUGACGCCAAAGUGGUCCUCAUUGGCCAUCAAGCAAAAUGCAGACACUCCUACGAUUGGUUAUUUUACUUGGAAGUUGGCGCAACAAUACUAUUCAUAGUUGCCGUCUCGGAAUUGACUUUCACGCUUACAUACUCACAAAGACAGCGCAAAGAAAUCGACCCAACAGCAACGCUAGAAGCAUCUUCUCUGUUGGAGUAUACAGAGCUCGCUAAGCAGGAACAAACGAAAUACUUUGAGUGCAUCACUCUCAAUAAGGGACAUAACAUUGAUGUCAUCAAAAUAGCAACUAAUUCGAAGUCAUCGUUUUUGGUGUCCGCUGAUCUCGAUAGAAACGUCUUAGUUUGGUCGCCUUUGAGCGAGGCUGAAAAGAAGAAGCCCAUGAGUAUAUCUACCACCAUUGAUUCGCUCGAGGAACAGACUCACCCUAGGUUCUGGCCAGUCAAUCACAUUGAGAUUUCAGACGAGGGCAACUACAUCGUUCUCGUCAAUUAUCGUCAUUCUGUCAUCAAGUGUUUUGAGCGUGAGUCUCUUUCCUUCAUCUGGGAGAUCAACUUGGUAAAAGAAACGGGACUCUCGACCAAGGAGUUAAAACCCAUGUUGGCUUUUUUCCGUAAAAAGACAAUUGCAGGCUUUCUUGCAAGAAGACUUCUCAUGAAAAGGAGGAGUGGCUCUGAUGGCAGAAGGUCCAGUGUCAGCUCCACGGCCUCCUCAUCAACGAUCACAGGAAACUACCCACCGCCGCCACUUCCCAUUCAUGAAGACAAUGCAACUGAGAAUAAGGUAAAAGACUUUGAGCAAUCACUCAACAGAGACGAGUUUGUAAUGGUCUUCGAGAAGGGCCAUAUGAUCACUGUCAGUUGUACAGACCGCAAAGUUAGACACUAUACCAUGUUUGAGGAUGUUUACGGCAAAGACCUUGUUUCUGAAAAUCUUCGUGUGACCACAGCAAAACAGUUAACCACCUCUAGAGUCAGCGACCGUAUUAUAUGUGACUUGGUCAAUGGUGAUAUCAUAAUUGCAUCGGCGGUGAACAAUGUGUGGAAGUUUUCCAGAUUGAAAACCAGUAAGACUCUGUUCAACAGCAGACUGAACCAGGUGCUUCCUGCGCCAGCCUCUGCUAUGGGAAGAACCUUCAGUUCAAUGGAUACGGAUUUUCUGUCUAUCUUCAAGCAGAACUUCUCAAACUCACGCCCCACCGAAUUUCCUACACCCAAGAGGAGAUUUGCACCCAUCAACCAUUGCACCAUUGAAACCAUUGACUUUGUCGGGAUGGUUGUAAGAGUGAGAGACUUAAAGGCAGAGCUCUUGGAUACGCAAACGGGAAUCAUCAUCAAGACAUUCUUCAUUGGUCACUUCAAGCCCGGGUCAUUCAGAGUAAUCCAUUCAGAGCCCACACAUUGCAAGUUCUGUGGCUGUGCUUCUGUUGAGACGUUGUCGUUGGUAUACGAAGACUUCUACGACCCUACACUCAUUGUACAUACGUUUCUGUUAGAGAACAGGAAGUCGAGGAACAAUAUCUGUCUUCGUGUGGAAAGAGACCCUCGAGAGAUUCGUUGUCUUGGUUUUGACGCCACCACUGAGAAACAGUAUUGGUACCACGAUAUUGAGAAGUGGGAGGUGACAGACAUGAAUGUGGUGAUGGGCAUCAGACGAGCAGACGCAAAGAACUCUGAUGAGAGUGAGGUGAGAGAGGAGAUAGUGGACCGCAAGUCUGAGGAGCUUCUGCUGUUGAGGAAGCGCAAAAGCAAGGUUCCCAGUGCUCCUGAGAAGCCGAAACUCAACGAUCUUUGGCAAGGGUUUGUGGUCACGGUGCUGAACGGACAGCUUCUCGAGUACAAAAUUCCGUUCGGAGAAGACGAGGACGAGGCCGAGUUUGCAUGCGUCCGGCCCAAUGUGAUCGCAAAAUACGGAUACAAGGCCGUUGCAAUUGCAUUUGGACGCAAGAUUAAGAUUCUCUACUUGGGAGGACGCAAGUUGAUCGAAAGCGACUUAUACUACAAGGGCAGCACCAGCUCGCUCAAGCCGAUCUUGCAGCCGCUGGAUGCCGCGGUGAACCGAAACGAGUUGUUGUUCAUCAAUAAACGGCGCCGUAUGCUUGAAAGACGGAAGAAAAAAGAGCCUGAAUACUAG